This is a messenger RNA of Effrenium voratum, 1362 nucleotides long. The record is from the annotation of a GenBank genome assembly. Lineage: Eukaryota; Dinophyceae; Suessiales; Symbiodiniaceae.
AUGGGCGGCCUUUUCUACUGGUACUUCGAGCCAGCUGCGGCCGCGACUGACGCGCCGCUGAUUCUGUGGCUGCAGGGGGGUCCCGGCGCCACCUCUAUGCUGGGCAACUUCUUCGAGCUGGGGCCCUUCACCUUGCGCCCGGACGGCUCUCUGCAGCCCCGCGCCGCCAAUGAGACCUGGGCCUCCCUUGCCCCGGUGAUCUUUGUGGAUUCUCCGGUGGGCACCGGCUGGUCCUGGGCCGCGGAGAACAGCUACGCCAAGAGCCAGGAGGAGGUGGCGGCAGGUCUGCGGGAGCUUUUGGAGGUCUUCGUUGCACGGCACCCCCACGUGGCCCACCGGCGCUUGGUGCUGGCUGGCGAGUCCUAUGGCGGUCACUUCAUCCCAGCGUUGGGCGCCUCCUUCCUGGAGAAGCCAGGUGCCUCUUGGCAGGUGGCAAAGUCUUGCGAGUAUACUGAGAAGCCCGAGAAGCCCGAGAAGCCCGAAGAUCCGAACCCGCCGGCUCCGCGGGCCAAGGAUGAAGUCUUCGAAGAGAUCCGCAACGUGCUGAACAUGAACUCGGCCCUGCAGAUCCAAUUUUUCGACGCCCGGGUCCGGCAGCACUUGCAUGCGCUGCUGGGCUCCGGGGGACGGCAACGAUUGAAUGGUGGCCUCUCCUUUGUGCACACCUGCACCAUGAACAAGAAAAGGCAGGACGUGAAGAAUUGGCCGGCCUACCUGGUGACGUUACUCAAGAAGUUCGACAUGGAUACCCAGAAGGAGGCGCCCGAGCUCCGGCUUGGCCCGGCGCUGUCCUCCGUCAGCACCACUCCUGAGAAGGCGGAGCCGCUGGCCUCCGAGGACUGCGAGGACUUCCGCACCUUGGACUUCGCCGGGCUGCUGGCCAGCGACUCGGAGGAUGAGCCGGCCUCGCCUGAGGCCGAGGCGCGCCAGGAGGAGCCGCGCUGGGACCUCCGAGCACCCCGGGUCACAGCGCCCCCGCCCAAGGCGUCGGGUUGCGGGUCCUUGGACUUCCGUGAGGAGAUGCAGGGGCAUCCCCGCGAGGUGCAAGGGCCUGUGGGCCUCGAACGCCUGGAACGCCUGUGUAAGGGAAACGCGAUGGAAUCGAAUCCACUUCUGAGCCAUCCAUUUGGCAUGGGCGGACCGGGAACUUCGGUGCUCCCGAACGGCCCGGGCCUCAUGAUGGGCCAAUCCAUGCCCUUUAUGGGCCAAACCAUGGGUGGCCAAUCCAUGGGCCAGUCCAUGGCCGGCAUGGGACUGAGGAUGGGUAAUGUUGGCAAUGCCAACCUGAGGAUGGACAUGGGCAUGACCGGAACCUCCUUCCCCAAAAGGCAAAGCCACCAUCCAGAGAUCGUUGCGCGCUGA